AUGCGUGGAGUCGACCGGUGCUUCGACUACUAUAUUGCCCAGAUAAAACACGCUGUCACUGAUGUAACGGAUCUGCUUUUUCAACUGGAUAUCCAGAUUCUCCAAAAAGGAUUUUCUAAGCAAGACUUCACGUUCAAGCCAAAGGUCCACCUUCUGCAUCAUAUCACUGAUGACAUUGUUCGUUUCGGUUCCAUGCUGCAAUACGAAACUGAAAAUGGUGAACAGUUUAAUAAGUUCAUCCGCAAACAUUUAUUCAAGACCAACUGCCAUUCCACCUCUCGAGACAUCGCUACAAGAUUUGGCAAGCAAUUCAUCUGUUGGCAUCUUUGUAAUGGAGGAUCGUAUGUCGUAGAGAAACCAGUUGGUAAUGGAACAAGAUCUGUGAGAAGUUCAAUUGGUAAUUUUGUCAAGCUGGCCCCUGUCAAUUUCCCAGGCUUUAAUCUUCAUUUCUUUGGUUCUCGUGUCAACAGUGACAAUUCCGGGUUGUCAACUCCCACUUUGUGUAAUACACUUGCAGGUGUUUUUCAAUCAAAUAGUCAAUUAUUCCUUGGUCAGGCUGUUGAUAUUCACUUGUCCGUUGGGUCUUCCAAUAACCAAAAGUUCCUCAAUGUUGCAAAAUUCGGCAUGUUCUGGUGGAUGUUGAUGAACAUUGCAAAAAUCUAUUAA
Phycomyces blakesleeanus NRRL 1555(-) is the source of this 666-nucleotide messenger RNA. RefSeq lists its product as hypothetical. The record is from RefSeq and is a predicted model, not a curated record. The coding region runs from base 1 to 666 and encodes 221 amino acids. NCBI's taxonomy places the organism in Eukaryota, Fungi, Mucoromycota, Mucoromycetes, Mucorales, Phycomycetaceae. The transcript is spliced from 2 exons.